Molecule: messenger RNA, 756 nt
Organism: Cyclocybe aegerita
Lineage: Eukaryota; Fungi; Basidiomycota; Agaricomycetes; Agaricales; Hemipholiotaceae
Source: the annotation of a GenBank genome assembly
AUGUGGCAGCAAGACAACACCGGUCCAUACAACGCCCCCGCCUCGACCUCCUACUACACCCAACAAGAGCCCCUGCAGUUCUAUUCUCAACCCCAAGAUUAUUAUGCCGCUUCACGAACAAGUCUCGAUGGUCAAGUACAGGGCGCUAUGGCUCAGCAGCCAGCUGGGUUCGGAGGCAAUAUGCAAACGCCGGGGGCGUGGUGGACGGCCUUUGGUACUGGUGGGUUCGAGGGGGAGCCUCCACUACUAGAAGAACUCGGCAUCAAUUUCCAGCACAUACGCGAUAAAUCGCUGACCGUGCUGAACCCUCUGCGCGGCAUUGACGAGCACAUCAUGGACGACGCUGACCUGGCAGGCCCAGUGUUCUUUUGUUUUUGCUUCGGCAUCUGUCUCCUACUUUCCGGAAAAUCGAAUUUUAAUUACAUCUACGGUGUCGGCCUUUUUGGAUCUGCCUCAAUAUACACCCUUCUCAACUUGAUGUCUGAGAAAGGCAUCGACGCGUAUCGCGUUGGCUCAGUUCUUGGUUACUGUUUAUUACCAAUGGUUGGAGUAGGUGCAAUAAGUGUUCUAGUCGCGCUAGAUGGGAUGUUUGGAUACAUAUUAUCUACCCUAUCCAUCCUAUGGUGCACGUACGCUGCCUCGGGCAUCUUCGUCGUCGUUCUGCGCAUGUCUGAUCAGAGGCUGCUGGUCGCGUACCCAAUUGGCCUAUUAUACGGAUGUUUCGCUCUCCUCACUAUCUUCGAUGGAAAACCGUAG